AUGCAACAAGGAUACUUUGAGAUUGACAAUCCUAGUGCUUCUGUGUUAGGGCGAGAGUGUUGCAAUUCUACCCCUUUUUCCGUCAAGGAUAUCUUGAAUCUCGUUGACCAAAACGAUGAUCACUAUUUAGGGUGUCACAUAGAAAGUGUUUCUCACCAGAACUUCAUGGAUUGCGAUUCCGUUGCGUACAUCGACAGUUUCCCUCCAGCGAUUCCUCACGGUUUCCUGCCCCAUCAGACUUAUCAUCCACCAGCAUAUUCCGCCAAUUUCUACGAUUAUGCGCCUCAUCAGAACAUAUAUCCCAGCUACCCGCCGACCUCCAACAGCCUCAUGUGCAGCAAUUCCCUCUCGGGCACGCCGCCUGUGCUCCAGAGCAUGGAAUCCGUGAAGAAUUCCGCGCAAUUUCGCAGCAACUCCACCGCCUCCGACACUCCGUUCGGCAGCGAGCCCGAGAGCAGAUCCCUGAAGGCCCUGGAUGAAUACGAGCUCCAAUCUUUUUCAGCGUCUUCACAGCAAUCCGUGGUGACGUCCGAACAUGUGCAGGAGUUGGACAGCAUGUGCCAUCUCAGUGAGAACAAAGAGGACGUUGUUCAAUCGAAGGAUUGCACCAGUCUGGUGACAUCGUCGCGAUGCGAGCUGCGGAAGAAUGGGAAGGUGCGCGCCAAGCGGAAGCCGCGGGUUCUCUUCUCGCAGUCGCAAGUGUUGGAGUUGGAGCGGCGCUUCCGGCUGCAGAGGUACCUUUCGGCGCCAGAGAGGGAGGUGCUGGCGCAGUCGCUGAGUCUCACGCCGACUCAGGUGAAGAUAUGGUUCCAGAACAGGCGGUACAAGUGCAAGAGACUCACCAUUGAAGGUGGGGCGUCGCUCACGGUGGUGAAGAGCGAAUCGAAGGGCGAUGGCGCUGAGAAAGGCGAAUCCACCGCCUCGAAGACCAUCCACUGCGGCCAGGCGCUGAGCAAGGAGCUGAGCAUGCUGCCCAAGACCUCCUCCAGCUACGCCAACAACCUCCCGCCGCCGCCGUAUCCGGCCUACACUUUCAACCACUUCGACCACCAGUUCAGCCCCAUGAGCCACUCGCACUCCUACUCUGGCCCUGCCUUCGACCAGAAGCACCACUACUGGAACUGAACGCUCCUUCGCCAGGCGCCCCGCUUUGAAUACACUAGAGAAUGUGACGGACAAUG
Phlebotomus argentipes is the source of this 1181-nucleotide messenger RNA. Its product is annotated as homeobox protein Nkx-2.2a. Gene Ontology annotation, cellular component: nucleus. Gene Ontology annotation, biological process: cell differentiation; regulation of transcription by RNA polymerase II. The transcript has 3 exons. The record is from RefSeq and is a predicted model, not a curated record. Gene Ontology annotation, molecular function: RNA polymerase II cis-regulatory region sequence-specific DNA binding; DNA-binding transcription factor activity, RNA polymerase II-specific. The coding region runs from base 1 to 1125 and encodes 374 amino acids. NCBI's taxonomy places the organism in Eukaryota, Metazoa, Arthropoda, Insecta, Diptera, Psychodidae.